GGAUAGAACUUGGUUAAGGAACACCCACCAGAAGACCCGAGGAAAGAGAGGAAAAGGACAGAAGAGGAAGAACAAAAGAGCAACGGUCCUACACGAGAAUGGCUCGGACUUCGGCUUCCGUGAAAAGAAGUUCGUCUCUCUGCUUCUUCGUGUUACUGCUGCCGAGUUUUGAAGGAAAUGCCAUAGGACUCUCUCAGUCACUCCGCUGCAUCAAGGUCCCUCCCGUCCUCCUCUCCACGGCCACCGUCACCAAGUCUCUGGCAGUAAGCAGAACUAUCUGUGCAACAGCCGUCGCGCAGACCCCUUGGGCGCAUCUCAUGUGCUACAGUAAUGACUCGUGCAGCAUGUACGACAUCAAAGUACCUUUGAACUUUGCAGACCUAUCCCAGGAAGCCCUGACUUGUUGCACAGAUCAGCUCAAUGCAUGCACAGACAGAAACAAGACCAUCGCGCACGGUGCUGUGGCCCUUUUCAACUGCACGAGGAUGAAGUGCAAUAAUGGUAACCUGGAAGAGAUCGCAGAACCGAAAGGAGGCAACUUCAGAUUCCUCAGUGAUCAACUUGGCUGUCUCUACGCGCAUCAAGUAGCAAUGAAUUGGUUGUCUGCACGAGUGAAUUGCCAGUCCUAUGAUGCAGACAUAUACGUCCCUAAUCAUGACCAAGAUGUGGUGGCUUUACAAAAUCACGUCAAGACACUGGGUGGUUCGAGCUACUGGAUUGGUAUAAAUUCUCUGCGUUGGGCGAAUGGGAAGGCCGUCAACUCAACCGUGUGGGACAUAGGUCAACCAGAAGGCAAUACACAGUGUGGAGUGUUUUUUAAGGACGCUAGCUACAAUGUUCAUGAUAAUUGGUGUACUUCAGUAUAUUACUCUGUCUGCCAGUUUAAAUAACCCCCAAAGGAUCUUGUUUUUGCCAAGACUCUGCGACGAUCACCUCUUUCAUACCGACAAUUUAAGAGAGAUUCUUAUGACAUAUGAAACAAAAUGCGGCUUGAGUAAUUAAGAAUCAUGAAAGCAAUAGGCCUAAACUUAUUUCUGCAAAGCUCAGAUUGAGGUAGAAGGUAAUUUAGGUGUCGAGUCCUACCUUAGCAUCCUGUCAAUGUCAAAUCUGCUGGAAAUUCAUGAGAAAUAAACCAAGUAUGAUACUGGUAUCAAACUUGAUCUACUAUCAGGGGUGACACAAAACAGAAAAUCAAACAUACUGAAGUUUGAUGAUUUCCAACAAGUGCUCACACUAGCUACACUAACAAAGGAUACAGCUGGAUGUCAAUAUAAAUACCAUUCGCAGAUAAAAUGCAAGGGCCUAGGUUCACAAUUUUCCCUGCUCAAGAUCUGACAGUGAGGGGCGGCCUGCUGCUUGAUCCUAUAUACCACCUGGUGUGAAAUGACUUGGUUACUGCAGCUGGGCUUUAGAAUUCUCCCUCCUCACCUUUUGCAAACAUAUACAAGUUCAUCAAUUUGUUGGAGUGGCAGGACGUUGAAUUUACCAUCUGAACUUUGAGUUGUGGACACCAACUGUCCAAAAUGUGAUUCCAGCUUUAAGGCAAAGGCUUUGUGCUGUGUGUGUGUGUGUGUGUGUGUGUGUGUGUGUGUGUAGUCCUUCUGGUUCUACUGUGUGAUUUGUUCUUUGUGAGGGCUUCUUUGUAAGCGGUUCUGCUUUGUGAGUGGUCAUUCUUUGUGAGUGGUUUUACUUCGUGAGUGUUCUUCUUUGUAAGUGGCUCUAGAUGUGUUGCACCUUUUAGUGUUGAUGUUCUUGAUACCCAGCUAGCCAAGUUAGAGAACAUCAUGACGGUUAUGUAAGCUAAAUAGUAAACUUAAAAACUUACGCAUCUAAAUUAUUACUGACAUUGCAAAAUUUAUCACAAAAAAUUGCCAUAUGUUAGAAAUAGAAAAGUGGCAUAUAAGGUGGAGUGCUCAACAAUACUUUAUUACGUUUAUGUUACAACGCGUUAAAUAAGUAUUUAACUGACCGCAAAGAAAUUCUUUCUUAUGCAGCAAACAAUUCAAUGGUUAGUUUUUUGGUCAUUCGAAAAACAAGUGAGAAAAUUAUAUUAGCCUCUGCCUAAAUUACAUUUUCUUUCAAGAUAUAUUACAUGAUAGAAACAUACAUUUAUGGGUAACUACUUAAAAUGGGCGUAGGCUCCAUCCUCAAGAGAAUAGUGCUUUUUCUUCUCAUGCACAUUUUUGCUUUCUUGAUGAGA
Messenger RNA from Macrobrachium nipponense, 2200 nucleotides. RefSeq lists its product as uncharacterized. Lineage: Eukaryota; Metazoa; Arthropoda; Malacostraca; Decapoda; Palaemonidae. The transcript is spliced from 5 exons. The record is from RefSeq and is a predicted model, not a curated record. Bases 99 to 890 code for a protein of 263 amino acids.